AUGGCUGAUGAUCACGGCGAGCCGAAGAACUGUUUGGUGACGGGUGGAUGCGGGUCUAUCGGCUCGAAUUUCACCAAUUUAUCCACAACAAAUGGUCGUCUACCAACUUCAGUGGCUGAUGGCGGACGUUCCAAAUUUAUCCACGCCCGCCUCAACGACCAGAAAACCCUAAACAAAGUCCUCUCUGAAAAUAAUAUUGACACCGUAAUCCAUUUCGCGGCCAUUACCCACGUUGAUGAUUCAUAUGCUGAUCGGAUAGGCACGAUCCAGGAAAAUAUUAUUUCCACCACAACGCUUCUCGAAUCGAUUGUGAACAGCCAAUACAAGGGUGUGAAAAGGCUGGUCCACAUUUCCACAGAUGAAAUUUACGGGGAUUCUUCGGAAUCUGAUACGACACCAAAGACAGAGACAACACUGCCAAAUCCCACCAAUCCAUAUGCAGCCAGUAAGGCGGCAUGCGAGCUGAUUAUUCAGGCUUACAAUCCGUACUCAUUGAUGGGUGAUGGAAAACAUUGCCGCUCAUGGAUGUAUGUUUCUGAUUGCUCAGAGGCCAUUCGAAGGGUAACCGAAUCGGGCAAGGUCGGCGAGGUGUACAACAUCGGCACCGAAUUCGAGAUGACGAAUAUUGAGCUGACAAAGAAAAUUCAUGCCAUCGUCAACAAACUACAGAAUCGUGAUCAAAACGAACCUACUUUCACUCCAAUCCCUGACCGGCCAUAUCACGAUCGAAGAUAUUUCAUUGAUUUUGGCAAAAUCAAGAAUGCUUUUUGGAUGGCAAUGCACAACCCCAUUCGA
Molecule: messenger RNA, 795 nt
Organism: Mesorhabditis spiculigera
Lineage: Eukaryota; Metazoa; Nematoda; Chromadorea; Rhabditida; Rhabditidae
Source: the annotation of a GenBank genome assembly